AUGCCUAUUUCCCCAACGGAAAAGACCACUUUGCCUGGCGCAUUGAACAUCGCUCCAGUUAUUGCAUCUGGCGAUCACGAUGUCGCAGCAGAAAAGAAUGUAGCCAAAGGUGCUGAUGCCUUGCUGACCUAUGUUGACCACACUGGCACUGUCGUUCUCGACGAAGCAACCAACAGGAGAAUCGUCAGAAAGAUUGAUACCCAUGUCCUACCUUGGCUAUGCGGUCUAUAUAUUCUCCAAUAUCUCGACAAGGGCGUAGUCAGCUAUUCCUCUGUCAUGGGCAUCAUGACUGAUGCGAACCUGACAACAAGCCAGUUUACAUGGCUGGGGAGUAUCUACUAUCUCGGCUACAUGGCCGCUCUUCCUCUGCAUAAUCGCAUGUUCCAAGUCUUUGCGCCUUCGAAAUACAUUGCCGCCAACAUGAUGGCCUGGGGUCUCGUGCUGGCUUUCAUGGCCUUGUGUAAUAACUUUACGGGGCUGAUGAUUCAGCGCGCAUUUCUGGGAAGUCUCGAGUCGGUUAUCAACUGCGGUUUUGUACUGCUGACCGCUCGUUGGUACCGCAAGUAUGAGCACGGUGCCCGUGUCUCCCUAUGGAGCGCAUGCAACGGCCUCGCCACCAUGGUCGGGGCUCUCAUCGCCUUUGGGUGUCUAUCCGGCGUCGAAGCCGGCGUGAGCAUCGCCCUGCCCUCCUGGAAGAUCAUGGCCCUGUGUCUGGGCUGCGCCUCCAUAGUCUACGGCGGCGCCAUGUUCAUGAUCGUAGCGCCCAGCCUGCUGGAGGCGCGCUUCUUUACCGAAGAAGAAAAGGCCCUUGCCGUCGAGCGCCUGCGCGAGAACCACCAGGGCAUUGGCUCCAGCGCGUUCAAGUAG
Messenger RNA from Pestalotiopsis fici W106-1, 867 nucleotides. RefSeq lists its product as uncharacterized. The record is from RefSeq and is a predicted model, not a curated record. Gene Ontology annotation, cellular component: plasma membrane. The transcript has 3 exons. Bases 1 to 867 code for a protein of 288 amino acids. NCBI's taxonomy places the organism in Eukaryota, Fungi, Ascomycota, Sordariomycetes, Amphisphaeriales, Sporocadaceae. Gene Ontology annotation, biological process: dipeptide transport; tripeptide transport; transmembrane transport. Gene Ontology annotation, molecular function: dipeptide transmembrane transporter activity; allantoate transmembrane transporter activity.